CAGUGACAACUGAUCGCUUACAUAUUUUUUGGUUCAGUUCCUAAAAUUAAUUUAUAAAAGAAAAUAUGUUCGAACAUACUGUGUUUAUAAUAACUUUAGUUGUUUUACAAUCCUCUGUUAGCUAUUCCAGAGUAGCACCUGAUUACAUAAGCCCAUGCGUGGGAUUAAAGUCCGUUUGUCUGAAGAAGAACAUUCAAGAAACGAUUCCGAGAUUUGUUAAAGGCAUCCCGAGUCUUGCUGUUAACGCCACUGAUCCUCUUACCUACGAUUAUGUCAAUGUAGAACUGCCCGGUGGUUUAAAAAUUGAGUUCAAGGAUGGUGUAUUAAAGGGCCUUCGAAACUGCGUAGUCAAUGAUGUCAAAUUCCAAAACAAUGAUGCCGAUGUAGAGUUAACUUGUAAUGUUACAAUUAAAGGCAAAUACAAGGCUCAAGGACAAAUACUUAUUAUCGCAAUUAAUGGAGACGGGGACGCUAAAUUAAAAAUAACUGACUUGAAUCUUAAAAUAAAGCUUAAGUUUAUCGACAAUAUUCGAGAUGGAGUAACAUAUUAUGAUGUUAAAGAUUACAUAGUAUCUUAUAAUAUUAAAGGAAAAGUACAUUUCGCCCUCACAAAUCUCUUCAAAGGGAACCCUGAACUAAGUCAAACAGUGUUGACGUUCCUAAACGAAAAUUGGAAAGUUGUAGAUGCUGAAUUUGGAAAACCAUUAGUCGAUAUUGUCAUCGGUAUUGCGUUCAAAAAUGUACAGAGCUUCUUCAGUAAAAUACCAAAAGACGAACUUGUAGUAUUAUAAAUGAAAUAUUAUAUUGAAAAUUUAACAUAAUUUAAUUAUAAACUAAAAGUAAAUGUAGUUACUACAGUUUUCCUAUUAAUUGCGACAGCAAACAUUUUGUUAAUCGAUAAUGUUUUCAAAACUUUCGGCGAACGAAAUUCAAUCCUAAAGUGGAGUCUUUGAAGUCUUAAUUAUAAAUAUGAUUGUUUUAAAACACUGUUGUACUUUUCGUUAAUUAAUUGUAGUUGUUAGGUAUAAUAUUUAAAUAAAUGAUUUAC
Molecule: messenger RNA, 1048 nt
Organism: Papilio machaon (common yellow swallowtail)
Lineage: Eukaryota; Metazoa; Arthropoda; Insecta; Lepidoptera; Papilionidae
Product: circadian clock-controlled protein daywake-like
Exons: 5
Coding region: 66-791 (241 amino acids)
Source: RefSeq, a predicted model, not a curated record